UUGACGUUGUUCGUGAAACUACGUUGCUUACCAUCAUCAUUCUCGUCAUCUGCGUAUAACGAUCUUCUGUUUGUAUUUUUCGACGAUCGUUUUGCAGUAUCGGUAAAGAUAUCAUAAAAUUCAAUCGAAAAAUUUUCAAAGUAAAACACUUCGAUUAAAGAGAAGACUUUAAGAAUAGAUAUGUAAGAGGCACGAGAGUGCCGUUGUACCUUUCCGUUCGCGAUUGGCAGAGCAACGACUCCAGAUAAUCGACAUGAGAUUUACAUUAGUGAUCGACGAGUAAGAUCGAUCGAUUUUCAUAUAGAUUUUUUACUCGUUUGCAAUAUAUUUUCUUCGACCUUCUUCAAAACAAAUAUUUAAACUGUUAGCUUAAAAUAAUACACAUAUAAAACAUACGUAAGGACACAUGUUAAAACACUCGAAUCAUAUUUGUCCAUAAGGAGAUCUCGCGAUCAAAGGCAAAGUCACACUACCACAGUGAUCAACGGGACGAAGUAGAAGCGGUCUGCAUUAGGCAGCCGCCGCGUGCGAACAAUUAUGCCAUAGCCCUGUUAACCAGUGUGCAUCAAAAUUAGCCCAGAUAGUUACAAACAUCACGCCAAGGCUCUUCUACGACUCAGCGAAAAAUUUGAUAUUACUUCAUGCUAAAGGGCGAAUCCCACUGGCCUGGUCACUCUCGGCUAUGAUUUCGCAGGCUAUUACAUACUGUUACAUCGAAGCGACUUUGCGUCCACAAACUGGUCACUCGCUCGACUAGUUAUACUCGUAAGAAUUUGGCAAAGGGUCGAUAUGACGAGGAAGACUCUUGUGCUAUUGCUCGGUCUACUCGUUUUAAAACGAUCGUAUUCCAGUUCUGGAAACGAGUACGGCGAUGGCAAUCAUCAUCGACAAAAAAGAGUCCUUUGGAUAACGAAUGACGGUCGGAUAGCUUUACCACCUGGCACAGUAAUGACGAUUACACCUACGUUGGCACUACCCUUCGUUAGAUAUCCACCUUACGGCUUUUUGAGCAAUAUGACUAUUAGUCUUCCCUUUACGAUCGACUUCGAUAAAUUAGGGCUAACAGAUAAUGAAAAUCCUUAUGGUGCUUUACCACCGGCAUUUGAUAGAAGUGCCCGCGGUCGAAAAGCUGGCAUGAUCAUGGCAGAUUUCAUAGCUGCCUUCAUAAAACGAAGACUUCACAAAAGAGACACUAUAGAAGUACCAAAAGAUGCGUUCCACGGUGGUGAAAGAGCCCUCCUUUAUGGCACAGCCGAGGAUAUGCUAAGCACUUUGGGUUUAAACGGAAAGGCUUGCCUAUUGCGAGCGAUUUGUGAAGUUCACGGUCAUCCUCUCAACAAUUUCGGCCUGAUCGGCGAAAUGUUGAAACUAUUUCUCACGGCUAGUAAGUCGCCAUUUGCAAAUAUUCUCAACGAAUAUGUGGAAGCUGAAAAUAGAGGGAAAUUACACGGAGAGUGUUGGCCGUAUUUCAAAGAUUGUCCUAAAUCGUUGUUCCUGCCCUCUAUUAAUAAGAAAGAUCCCGUUCAUGAAAAUGAUGAUACAGAAAGUGACGAUAAGUGGAAUCAAAUUUCGAGAGACGUCGAGGAAGAUGUCGUCGAAAGGAUACCGAAACAAAAUUCGAAACACACGAUGCAUCCGUCCAUGUAGUAAUAUUUAACAAAUAUAGAAAAUAUAGUAAUACGAUAUAUUGUAUUGUAAUAUUGUAAUAUUAUUAUAAUAUUAAUUUAUACAUAAAUCGUGAUAAUAUUUUUACCAAUGUAAAUUUUAUAGUAUAUAUACGUGUCUAAGAAUAGUCAUUUAAAUUUCGAUGAUUUAUCAAUUUUAAUUUCAUCAUUGUAAUAUCGCAUUAUAUAAACAAUUGCCAAAUAGCGUAUAUAUAAACUUAA
Vespa crabro (European hornet) is the source of this 1886-nucleotide messenger RNA. RefSeq lists its product as uncharacterized. NCBI's taxonomy places the organism in Eukaryota, Metazoa, Arthropoda, Insecta, Hymenoptera, Vespidae. The transcript is spliced from 6 exons. The record is from RefSeq and is a predicted model, not a curated record. Bases 790 to 1647 code for a protein of 285 amino acids.